Messenger RNA from Carassius gibelio (silver crucian carp), 3128 nucleotides. RefSeq names its product Fc receptor-like protein 2. Bases 1 to 1926 code for a protein of 641 amino acids. The transcript is spliced from 12 exons. The record is from RefSeq and is a predicted model, not a curated record. NCBI's taxonomy places the organism in Eukaryota, Metazoa, Chordata, Actinopteri, Cypriniformes, Cyprinidae. Gene Ontology annotation, biological process: cell surface receptor signaling pathway. Gene Ontology annotation, molecular function: transmembrane signaling receptor activity.
AUGGGGCUUAGUCAACUUCCUCUUGUGCUCUUGCUGAUUUCAAAUAUCCACUCUGGACAAACUGAAGGAAGACCAAAACCCACAGUAACCAUUACGCCUGCUCAACAUGUAUUCAGAGGAGAUACAGUCACUCUCAGAUGUGACAUAUAUGGUGGAGGAGUCAAUAGCUGGCGCUACUACUGGUAUAAAGAAGGUUUAUACAGUGUUUUCAGUGAUCAACAGGAACACACAUUCAGGUCUGUUACUGAGUCUGAUGCAGGUAAAUACUCCUGUGAUGGAUUCAUUGGAUCAAACGGCUCUAAUCGCAGUGAUACAGUUACACUGACAGUAUCAGAUUUUCCUAAACCAACUCUGACUGUUGAGCCACAGAGUUCAGUGUUCACCGGAGACUCAGUUACUCUGAGAUGUGAGGGGAUUCAGUCACAGUAUGGAUGGGAGUUUCUCUGGAGAAAAGACUCAAACACUGAAACUAUUGAAGCUGCAACUAAAACAAUCAAUCGUGUGAAAGCCUCUGAUAGAGGAGAGUACAGCUGCAGAGCACGAAGAAGAGAAUAUUACACAGAUUACAGUGUGCCAGUAAUGGUGAAAAUAUACGAAAAACCAAAACCCACAGUGAAAAUUAAACCUGCUCAACCUGUGUUCAGAGGAGAGACAGUCACUCUCAGAUGUGACAUAUAUGGUGGAGGAGUCAAUAGCUGGCGCUACUACUGGUAUAAAGAAGGUUUAUACAGUGUUUUCAGUGUUCAACAGGAACACACAUUCAGGUCUGUUACUGAGUCUGACGCAGGUAAAUACUCCUGUAAUGGAUAUAUGGCAUCACACGGCACUCACCGCAGUGAUAAAGUUACACUGACAGUAUCAGAUCCAGUGGCAGUUUUAAGUGUUUCUCCACAGAAGUGGUUGACUGAAGGAGAUCCAGUGACUCUGAUCUGUCAGGUUCACAGCUUCUCUACAGGCUGGAUAUUCAGCUGGUUCACUUUAAACGUCUCAGCAGGUCAGCUCCAUCAUUAUCAUCUAUUCUCAGAGAGCAGCAGAGGAGCAGGAGGAAACUACACGGUCAGUUCUGCUGCUCUAAAUCUCACAGGAGUUUAUGUGUGCAGAGCAGAGAGAGAGAAAUCAGUCUAUAAAACACAGUACAGCAACACACAGCUGCUAUGGGUCAUUGGUGUUUCUCCUCCAGUCUCUCUGAUCAUCAGUCCCAGCAGAACUCAACACUUCACAUAUGCCUCUCUCUCUCUGAGCUGUGAGGACCAGAGUAACUCUACUGGAUGGAGAGUGAGAAGAUACACAGACGGUGGACGGCUGGAAGAUUGUUCAUUACGUCGAGAAUCUACAUGUUCAAUCAGCUCCACCAAUGCAUCAGACACUGGAGUGUACUGGUGUGAGUCUGAAUCUGGAGAGAAACAUCAUCCUGUUAAUAUCACUGUACACUCUGGUGUGAUUCUGGAGAGUCCUGUUCACCCUGUGACUGAAGGAGAUAAUCUGAUUUUACGCUGUUUAUAUCAACUUAAACCCCCAUCAUACCUCAGAGCUGAUUUUUAUAAAGAUGGAUCACUCAUCCAGAAUCAAACUACAGAGAUGAGCAUCACUACUGUCUCAAAGUCACAUCAGGGUUUCUACUACUGCAAACACCCGAGAGGAGAGUCACCCAAGAGCUGGAUCUCAGUCAGAGCUUCCACAGACUCAAGAUCUGAUGGUCUCAAUCCCAUGAUAAUUGGAGGGACUGCUGGACUUACUGUUGCAGUUUUGAUCAUUGUCUUCUUGGUCCUGCUGUGGUGCUACAGAAACAACAAAGAUGAUGUAAGUGGGCCUCAUGAACACAUCUAUGCUGAGAUUGAACUGAUAUCUGUAACAAAGAAGAAGAAAAAGAAAGAAGACAAAGGUGCUGAAUUUAGUGAUGGGACAUAUGCUCAGGUUACAUACUGAGAGUUUCUGUGGAGAAUGUGUGGAAACUUUUUAGGAUAAUAAAUGAACUAUAAUGUGCUUUAUUGAGCACCUGAUGGCAAUAGAUUUAUCAUUACUUAAAAUUUGUGAUUCAAAUGAUCAUGUGCUUCAGAAAGUAUGCAUGCUAAUCUAUGAUUAUACAUUGGAGAAAAAAAGAAAGAAAAAAGUAAAAUUUUCCUGGAAAACCUGAAAAUAUUAAGAAAUUUUAAUAUUGUGAUUUCUGAGUCUGGAAAAGUUUUCUUUGAAUGUAAAUGUAUAUAGUGAAAAUAAAUGUAUACUUUUUUAAAGAUAUAACUAGCUAACUUCAACUAAAAAAUAUUUUAUUGGCUAGAAAGUCUUAGCUCUUUUAGUUUAACAUCUGAAAAAUAAAUAAAUAAGCCAUGGAAAUAGAUUCAUCAAAUAGUUAUAGAUUGCAUGUUUGUUUUAUCUUAUUUAUGUCUUAUCAUAUAUUAAUUUUUAAAAAGUGUUUGUGUAUUAGAAAAAUGUUUUAUACACAUUUUUUAAACAUUUGGGGUCAGAGAGUUUUUUUAAAACAUGUAUUUUUAUUAUUAUUAUUAUUACAUAGAAAAAAAACAUUUUGGUAAGCAACAAAGCAUAACAUAUUAUUUUUUUAACACUGUUUUCAACCGUGAUAACAAGAAAUGUUUCUUAUUCAGAACAUUUUGAAUGAUAUUCAGAAUAUUACAAUGAUUUUUUAAUUAUGUGUCAAUGAAUACUGAAAAUUCACCUUUGAUCACAGGAAUAAAUUACAUGUUUUAAAUAUAUUUAAAUAGAAAAGUUAUUUUAAAUUUCGUUAGUAUUUCACAAUAUUGUUUAUACUAGUACUGCAAUACUAUUUUUACUGUAUAGUUGGUCAAAUAAAUGCACCCUUGGUGAGCAGGAGAGACUGCCUAAAAAAAAAAAAAAUAACUUUUGAAUGGUUAUAAACAUACUUUUGUAAUUUUAUUGAAAUAUUAUUUAAGAAAAAUUAUUUUCAUUCCAAAGUUUUAAUUGUUAGGUUUCUUUGUUAGACAUUAAUGUUUAAUGUUCAAAAACAUAUUCUCUGAAAAAAAUCUAAUGUGGAACUUAACUUAGGAAACAAUUUCUUAAUAAAAAGUACCUAUAUAUACUGUAGUCUACUAUAUUUGAGAAUAUUAAUGUGCCAAAAUGUUUGUGCAGUGCUUAAUUUUGAAAACCCAAUAAAU